Messenger RNA from Paramormyrops kingsleyae, 3633 nucleotides. The record is from RefSeq and is a predicted model, not a curated record. NCBI's taxonomy places the organism in Eukaryota, Metazoa, Chordata, Actinopteri, Osteoglossiformes, Mormyridae.
AGCUGGUUUUGUAACAAACAGCACAACCCCAACAGCCAAAACCAUAGCUGCUUUUGCAAGAAAGAGCACAACUCCAACAGCUAAUACCACAGCUGGUUUUGCAACAAGCAGCACCACUUCAACACCUAGUACAACAGUUGGUUUUGCAAGAAACAGCACCAGUCCGCCAGUUCAUGUAACAACAGGUUCUGUAACAAAGAGCACAACUACAACAGCUAUUACAACAGCUGGUUCCAUAAAAAACAGCACCACUCCAGCAGCUAAAGGAGCAACUGUUUCUCCUACGACCCCAAGACCAAAACCUGCAACACCGAUUCCAACCCUAUCAACAUCUGUUUCUCCCGUGACCCCAAGUCCUAAUGCUGAAUUUGCACUGGCGAUGUCAUUUAAAAUUCUACUCACCUUUGACCAAGAUUUGGCUAAUUCAUCAAGCUUAAAAUUCAAAUCAUUAAAAACAGAAAUGGAAGCAAUUCUCACUGCAAAUUACAAGAAUUUAAAUGGUUUUGUUAGAGUCUAUGUCAUUCGCUUCAGGAGUGGCAGUGUGAUUACAGACUUUGUACUGGAGGCAAACAGUGUGAGUCCCACUGAGAUUGCCACAAUGAACAGUAAGGUUGCAGUGGAUCUUCAGGCCCAGGGUUACAGUGUUGACCGAAGUUCCUUCGGUGGAGUUGUUCAAGGAAAUCAGCCUUUUAUAAAGAACUAUGAUAUUAUAUAUCCUGGUACCACUUUGCAGCUGACUUGUGUGGUUCCAGUAACUAUGCAAAUGGAAACUGGAUCAUGGUCCGUGAAUGGUCUGCCGGUGUCAAACAAUGCAAAGUAUUCAAUCACCAAUUCACCUCCCACACUGACUGUUCAGGACAUGAGCGGUGACGACAGCGGAAUAUACACGUUCACAAUGACUCAGUCGACCUUGACAUUCACCCGCACGGAAUCCAUUUCAGUGACAGAUGUUGUUCCUCCCAUUAUUCAGCUGAACAUGUUAGCAACUAAUGUUCCAUGUGGAGCAAAUGAAAAUAUCCCAUUGGAGUGUUGUGUUACAUACUACCUAAUUAAAAACAUUACAGCAAAAUGGAUGGACGGUUCUGUCGAAAUACCCUCUGUACAGACCACAACAAACAUGCUAUGUGUCAGUGCUGCAUACCCAGUACCAAAGCAAUGCAAUACAAAGGAACUCACAUGCCAAGUGAUUGUCAAGAAAGCAUCUACAACUCAAACAUUCACAGAUGAUGUAACGCUAAUGUUUUUCAGUGGAGCGACUAACUGUGAUGACACAACAUACGGUGCUGGUAUGAAUGGAAAUACGGCUACUGUGCUUUGCCCAGCCAGUUUUACAGGAAACAGGACUGCAGUUUGUGAAAAUGGGAAUUGGAACCUUCAGGAGGACAAUUGUGUCUUCAGCCCAAUAGUGACACUAGCGUUGUUUUCUGAGAAUCUGAGUUCAACUAAUGUAUCAUCAUUUGUGAAUGACCUUAAGACAACCACUACCAGUUUUAAAUCAAGCAUAACACAGUCAUCAGCCACCAUUUCCUCUAUUGUGAACAUACUUGACAACACUGCAAAAGUUUCAGAAAAUUUAAGCAAAACUUCAAUGCAAGAUGUUUUGGAAACAGUAUCAAUUUUGGUGUCACCCCAAACUCAGCAAUCCUGGGCAGGACUGAACAGUAACAACAGAACCCAAAGCACAAGCUCUACUUUACUGGAAUCAAUAGAAAACAUUACACAUGGUUUAUCAAGCAAUUCCUUUACAAUUAGUACAACAAACAUUCAGUUAAUCAAAACAACAUUAACAUUCCCUUUCAAUGAAAUCUUGAAUUCAUCUCAAGUAUUCAUCCCAAGUCAAGGUCUUCCAAACAACACGACUAUCACAACAAUCGUCUUUACGACUCUUGACUUUGUCUUACCUGCAAGGACCACUGGAAACAGUACGAAUAACUCCAUCAAUGGAAUUGUCAUGUUAGCCUAUAUAAACGAAACCAUAAAUAAUGUUUCGCUGACAUUUGAUAAAACAAACAAAACAAAGGGAAACAACCAGUGUGUUUUUUGGAACUUCAAACUUUUUGAAGGCACCGGAGGCUGGGACUCUACUGGAUGUCAACUGGAUUCUGAAACGAAUGUCAGUGUCACCUGUUCCUGUAACCACCUGACUUCCUUUUCGAUAUUAAUGUCACCUUUCGUACCUGAAUCCAUUGAGGUUGCUCUGAAUUACAUCACGUACAUUGGAGUCGGCAUAUCAAUGGGAUGUCUGGUCUUAUGCCUUAUAAUUGAAGCAUUUGUAUGGAAAGUUGUCACUAAGAACAGCACGUCACACAUGCGACACGUCACUGUAGUGAACAUUGCUCUGUCUCUGCUGAUUGCUAACAUAUGGUUCAUCAUUGGAGCAGCGGUGUCAAACGUAGGCCAGAGCACACCGGAGAAAGCAUGCAGUGCUGCAACCUUCUUCAUUCACUUCUUUUAUCUUGCCUUGUUCUUCUGGAUGCUGAUCUCAGCUCUCUUCCUCUUCUACCGUACCAUGAUGGUUUUCUCCCACAUGUCAAAGAGCACUAUGAUGGCCAUCGCCUUCUCAGUGGGCUACGGGGCACCACUCAUCAUUGCCAUAAUCACCAUUGCAGUCACCGCCCCCAAAAAUGGCUACUUCAGGCAAGAUGAUGCAUGUUGGUUGAACUGGUACCAGACUAAGGCCCUCCUGGCAUUUGUGAUUCCAGCCUUGACUAUUGUCAUUGUGAACCUGUUCAUUCUAAUCGUGAUUCUGUUUAAACUACUGAUGAGGGGUGUUGGUGAGAACCGUCAGUCUGAGGAGAAGAAUGCUCUGGUGGUCAUCGCAAGGUGUGUCGCCGUUUUGACUCCCUUCUUUGGCAUCACCUGGGGACUUGGCAUAGGGACCAUGGUGGCACCCGCAAAUCCCGGAAUCCACAUUACAUUUUCAAUCUUCAAUUCACUUCAGGGGUUCUUCAUUUUAGUAUUUGGGACUCUUUUAGACAGCAAAAUUCGAUCAGCAGUUGUUGGAAGAUUUUCAUUUUUGCGUUCAUUAUCUAGCCGAACAAGGAGCACAAGUGCUGGUCCAUCUUUGUCCUCUUUGGCUGAACGUUUUAGGCGAAGGAGACAAAAUGUUUUUGCUUCUGAUUCUUCAACAAGUCUGAGGGCUUCUGAGGCGUUUAUCAGUGCUUAGCUGCCUGGCUGGUCAACUGAUGCUGUGAAUAUCUGAAAUGGUUUUUCAAAAUAUAAUAGAUAAUAGCUAAAAAAUAAUAACAAUGAUUUAACAUAUAACAUAAAAGGAUUUUUAGAUUUUUUUUCCCCCACCAGCUCUUAAUUAAAUAGGAUUUUAUAUGGGUUUUGUUUUUUUUAUUACUUUGUCAGUUACAGAUUUAUCUAUUUUUUCUGUGAACAUAAACACUAUUCAAUCACUUAUUUUAGCAGCAAUGUUAUUCUGUCUAGAUUUCUAAAAUGGAAAUUCUGCAAAAAGAAACGUCUUGAUGAAGUACAAUGAAAUAUGUAUAAUUCUGUCUUGUUCAUCUCAUUGCGGUCAUUAUUCAGCAUAUUUUAAUAGUGUAAUAUAGUAACAAUAAAAUAAGCAAUUUUCUUUUUCAUAUUUUGGGCUGUGUAACAUUAUGCAUAAUAAAAUGAUUACCAUUCAAA